AUUUAAAAUUAUUAUUACAAAAUAGCCCUACUUUUACUGAAACAAAAACAAGUGAAAUCAAACUUGGACUGUAGCUUUAAAGCACUUUAGAACAUUAACAAUCAUUAACUCAGCUUCCUGUUCACCUUAACUUUCGACCUACUAAAGAGCCCAUAAGACUGAUUGUGUCAGUAGCAGCGGGUUGGAUCGGGUUUAGUGUUUCAGGCCGAGGUCUUUCACAGGAGUCACCAUGAGCAGCAGCUGUCACAGGUACUCACAUCAAAUGGAUAAACUCAAACACUAAACAAUACUUGACAGAAAACUGUCAAGCUUAGAAAAGUGGGACCAAGGCAAACAAGGAAAAGCCCAGUGGUUGUUGUGUUAAGAUUCCUUCAUGAAUCAUGUAUGAAACACAGGAGUAUGAUAGUCCACCUCAGUACAGUCCACACUACAUUGCCCCAUCAAAUAUGUACACAUCCAGAAGUUGCUACUCUCAAAGAAGCGAGUAUGGCUUAUACUCUUCAGUGCCUGAUGCUCCUCAAACGGAGGGAAACCCUCAGCACUUCUACAGAUGGUUCUCACCACCUGGCAUCGUGAAAACUAUGGAGGGACUGACUGCUCUGCUCUGUUUUGUUAUUUUCGCCUGUGUUGCUUCCACUCUAGUUUGGGAUAUGCACGGCUACGAGGGCAGCAUCGGGGCCUAUGUUGCCGGAUCUGGGGGCAAUGGGAUGGGGUCUGGGUACUAUGGAGGAACCUACGGCUAUCAGAGCUCUUAUAUGACACCCUACUCAGCAAAGGCAGCCAUGAUCUCCAUGGCAGCUCUUAAUUUCGUAGUAUCCUUAGCCAUCCUAGUGGUUAGUUUCUCAAAGACUUGGUGUGUGCGUGGAAAAACGUUUUACCUGACAGUUUUGGUGGUGGAUGUGGUUCUGGCGAUUCUUCAGUGUAUUAUAGACAUCGUAUUCGUCAUUGGGGUGAAUCCCAUGGCCCAGAGUUCACAAAGCAUCAUGUACAACCCCAUCCUGAUGAUGUGUCAGACCUCAUUAGGGACUCCCAGCAUCAGUGCCGGAGCCGGCACAGGCUUCCCAGGGGCAUAUCCGUCCUUUAAUCGAUAUCUUCAUCACUACUGCUUCAUGGAUCCUGAGGAGUCUGUGGCUCUGGUAUGUGGGCUGUUUGUCAUGAUUGCCCUGGUUGUUGCAGCCUAUUUUGCCUAUAAGACUCGAAGCAAAAUAUGGCGUCAUGGCAAACCUAAUAUCUACUGGGAGGAACCGCCUAUCCUCAGAACAAACAGGAGCCAGAAUUCACAAAACUGGCGAAGCACUCAAUACACCCCCACUGUGGUUUUAUCAGAGAAGGCUUCCCCUCAUGUGAAAGCAGAGAACAGCUUCACCUCGCACACUGAGGGAACAGUGAGCAUCUACAGCGAGGGAGCAUACAAAAGCAAUGUGUAUUCUGAGAACGUGAACGGUUGCUCCCCAGAGCCAUUGUACCAGAAUCGGUGGCUGAGCUUUAACCCUGUGGAGGAAGUUGAAGUGCAGAGCAGCUCAGUGCAAGAGAAACCUGUAACGUACGAGGUUGAGGAUGUGCUAUGUGAGACAGGCUACACCACUGCUAGAGAUUCGGCCACUGAAUUAGACGCAUAUGAGUUGGAGGAUUCUUAUUCAGAAAUUACAACCGAUGAACAGCGCACACAGUACAAGAAACAGUUUGAUAUCUGCCUCGCUGAAUAUAAGAACCUCUGUGUAGAAAUGGAUGUUAUCAGCGAUCAAAUGAAUGAACUGAGCCGAGAGUUGGACACCCUCCAUGAGGAAUCCACCAAGUUCCAGGCUGUAGCUGAUGAAUAUAAUCGACUCAAGGAUCUGAAGCGGUCUCCAGAAUACCAGGCUAAGAAGCUCCGGUGUAAAAAACUGAGGCAGGAGCUGUGUCAUAUCAAGCAACUGGUGAAAAAUUAUGACAGAUGCUUUGCAAGGAGAGAGAAGACUAACAUUGCUGAUCAUCAGGAUUUCUUUGUCUAAAACUGUACACAUGUAUGCAUUCACUGUAUACGCCACUAUUUGUCUAGACAUUUACAAGCUGUGCUGAGUGAGUUGUGUCUGUAAAGUUGCAGUUGUUGUAAAUAUUUUUGAUUUUCCUGUAAAAUUAUCUCUUUACUAUUUGAAUGAAUAUAUAUAUAUAUAUAAACCUUUGUAAGGAUGGGUAACAGGCAAAAAAGCUCUCACAAGUACAAAAUUCAAUGUAUGAUACUUUUGUUUAAUCAAGCUGUCAUACACAAGUAUUUAAAAAGACAAAGAUAUUAAAAUGAAAACUGUACAUGUUGCCGUUUUGAUGCGUUUAUGUAUAUUAGACCGCCUGAUACGUUUCAAGGCCUAAAUAUGAGGUAAUAUUAGUCAUUCACAUGUAUGAUAAGGCUAGAAAACUUACAUCUCACAACAAGAGCCAAAUACAACAUGCAGUCACCUGUAAAACGCCCACCAGAGCACUGCUCCACAAAAGACAAAACAGUCAGGCAGUGCCAGUUUCUUACCAAAAACGGCCUUGUAACACAAACAUAGACAGAUAGAUCCAAUCACUCCUCUUUAGUGUAAAGUGAGCAGCUCAAGUGGGAUGAUAAAUGUAAAAACUGACCCAGCCAUGAAAGACAGAAAGUCCGUUUGAGUCUCAACAGACUGUAGAGGUAUUUCUUUUGGUCGACAUACAUAAUCAUACCAGGU
This is a messenger RNA of Sinocyclocheilus anshuiensis, 2687 nucleotides long. RefSeq names its product occludin-like. The transcript is spliced from 8 exons. Gene Ontology annotation, molecular function: cis-regulatory region sequence-specific DNA binding. Gene Ontology annotation, cellular component: membrane; transcription elongation factor complex; bicellular tight junction. The record is from RefSeq and is a predicted model, not a curated record. Lineage: Eukaryota; Metazoa; Chordata; Actinopteri; Cypriniformes; Cyprinidae. The coding region runs from base 381 to 1991 and encodes 536 amino acids. Gene Ontology annotation, biological process: bicellular tight junction assembly; positive regulation of transcription elongation by RNA polymerase II; snRNA transcription by RNA polymerase II.